Molecule: messenger RNA, 2435 nt
Organism: Vanrija pseudolonga
Lineage: Eukaryota; Fungi; Basidiomycota; Tremellomycetes; Trichosporonales; Trichosporonaceae
Gene: rga5
Product: Rho-GTPase-activating protein 5
Exons: 7
Coding region: 153-2264 (703 amino acids)
Biological process (GO): signal transduction; regulation of fungal-type cell wall organization; activation of GTPase activity
Cellular component (GO): cell cortex
Molecular function (GO): GTPase activator activity
Source: RefSeq, a predicted model, not a curated record
CCCACCCACUACCCCGCCUUCCCAGUUCACAUCGCGACAAUCGACAACGUCGUUGACGACGACGACAAGGACAACGACACCAACAACGACGCCCAUCGCGUCAGUCGUCGUCACGCUCACACUUGGCCAGCGCGCGCCCUUCACCACGGCGAAUGGUCACUGCGAGGCCGUCACCCACCACAGCAGCAGUCACAUCUGCACGCGGCGUCGCCUACACCACUUCUCCCGGAGAUGGAGGUCAAUCUCCUCGCCUUCUCGUCACUCGUCGUUCAUCCGCUAAACCGCACGCCGCCGUCGCACUCGCCACCCACAUUGCAUCGACUCGCAGCCCUCACCGUCUAGGCCCCGACAUGCCAGGAGGCCCAAGCACCGCGGCUGGCGGCCCAAGUGGUCCCAGCUCCUCGCGUCGGCCUUCUGCGGAUGCCGAAGCAGCCGCCGGCACCGGCCUCCGUCGACUCAAGAGCCCCGCCGGAUUGAGCGAGCGCGAGCGCACAUCCCAAGGUCUCAUGACUUGGUGGAAGGCCUUCUCCCAGCGUCAGGAUAAGCCUUCCCACCACCCUCCUCAGCAACAACAACAACCACAGCAGAGCUUCAAGAGCCCAGUACGCACCCAAGCACCACGAAAGGUGUUUGGAGCCCCUCUUUCAAAGGUGCUCGACUAUGCCGGGCAACAGAUCUCGGUCAACGCUCCCGACGGAACUUCAUACAUCUGGGGCGAAGUCCCGAUCGUCGUUGGCAAAUGUGGAGGCUACCUCAAGCAGAAGACGGACAUUGAAGGCCUGUUUCGCGUGUCUGGUUCUGAGAAGCGCAUGCGCGACCUCCAGGCUACCUUUGAUGAGGCCCCAACCUACGGCGGGGACCUCGACUGGCCCAGCACGUCUUAUAGCCCGCACGACAUUGCCACGAUAUUCAGACGGUAUCUCACACAGAUGCCAGAACCUGUAAUUCCUCAUGCCUUUUACGACAAGUUCCGAAACGCCUCUAUACACGAACUCGCACACGACAAGAAGCUCAAAGAGUACAAGCGCAUCGUCCGCCAGAUGCCUAGACCCAACCGAGCACUUCUACUUUACGUUCUCGACCUUCUCGGGACAACUGCCCGCUCAGCUGACAAGAACCUCAUGACGGCUGGUAAUUUGGCAGUGAUUUUCCAACCUGGUAUUCUCCAUCACCCAGAGCAUGAUCUGCGACCACGGGAGAAUGCGUUAUCAAAGGACGUUCUAGAGUUCCUGAUAGAGGAGCAGCAGAGCAUCGUGCUGAGCUUGACCGCCAAUCUGGCUAGCAAGAAGCGAACGCAGAACAGGUCGUCAACAGCGACCUUGCCACAGGUGACUGUGCCCGAGGGAACGGGAUCGGCUGCGCCAACGAACGAGUCUCAACACGACCCGUCGUCCAUCCCCCUGCCAGAUACACCGCCCAGCACGGACACUGCCUCUCUACCUCCUGUGCUCGUGCCUGCGGUGACGGCCCCGUCCGCGACGACCCUGUCCCCUCCGACAGGAUCGACCGUCACCAUGCCCGUCGCAGAGGGCAUCCCCGCCACCAUCCCGGAAGACGGCCCAGCCCCGGCGCCGCAACCUGCAGAAGUUCUGCUGACCCCACCGCAAGAAGCGCUCGGCCCCGCAAUUGCGCAGCCCGUUGCACCGCGUCCCAAACCUGUCCAGCGCGGUGAUUCAGGCUACAUGUUACCCUCAGACUCGGAUGACGAGCCCCCCGCUGGAGGCUAUGUCAUGAUCGAGUCAAGAGGCACGUCGCCCAGGCCGCCUGCCGCUGCCGCAGCAGCUGGCGCUGGUGUGGCGUCUGUCACUGCCUCGGCCGUACCUUCCUCCACUGGUUCACCGCUUAUUCCACCCGAGCGACCUCCCAGAUCCAGCCGGCGUGAGCGCCCAGCACACUUGAAGCCACCAGCCCAGACCGAUUCUUCCAAGCCCUCGAUCGAGCUGCUGGACCCGUCCGACUCUGACGAGGAGGCUCCGGCGGGAGGCUAUGUUGUGUUUGAGAACAAUCGCCCUGCUCCUGGCGGCAGGCGUACUCCGCUUGGACUCAACCUCGCACGCCCCCGUACCACAACUCCUACGAGUGGCACGCUUGCGAAUGCCCAUGCUUCUUCGAGCGCUUCGCCGCUCGCUACUGGUACUGAUGCGCGGACCAACUCGCCCAAGCCGGAGGGAGGCGCGAUGGGCCUCUUGCGCCGGCGGACUUUACCUACCAAGCGUGUGUCGGAUUUCACUGCCCGUGUGCGCCGCGCAGUGAGGGAGGCGUAAGGGGUGGUGUAGGCGGCGGCGUAGGCGGUGUAGGAGGCGGCGGCGGCGGCAUAGGGCAGGCCCCCCACCGUUCACGUCUUGAUUCUGUCAACGUAUUCAUGUGUCAUAUUGUGUAGUUCAUAUUGUCAUCAAUACCCCCGCUACGACUGUAAUGUGAACAAUGUGACGGAG